AUGAGCGAUUGCACAGAUGUAAACGGAGAUAUUUCACCUCAUAAACGUGAAAUAAUGAAUACUCAUUCGAAAGUAACGGUCGUUUUAGGUGCUCAAUGGGGCGAUGAAGGAAAGGGAAAAAUUGUAGAUAUGUUAGCAAUUGAUGCUGAUAUAGUUUGUCGUUGCCAGCGCAUAUUAGUGUUAUUAUUAAGAGUUGAAAACAUUAUAUAG
This is a messenger RNA of Pediculus humanus corporis (human body louse), 210 nucleotides long. Its product is annotated as adenylosuccinate synthetase, putative. Gene Ontology annotation, biological process: IMP metabolic process; 'de novo' AMP biosynthetic process. The record is from RefSeq and is a predicted model, not a curated record. Gene Ontology annotation, molecular function: GTP binding; adenylosuccinate synthase activity. Gene Ontology annotation, cellular component: cytoplasm. Bases 1 to 210 code for a protein of 69 amino acids. Lineage: Eukaryota; Metazoa; Arthropoda; Insecta; Psocodea; Pediculidae. The transcript is spliced from 3 exons.